Homalodisca vitripennis (glassy-winged sharpshooter) is the source of this 8442-nucleotide messenger RNA. RefSeq names its product phosphoribosylformylglycinamidine synthase-like. Gene Ontology annotation, biological process: 'de novo' IMP biosynthetic process. The record is from RefSeq and is a predicted model, not a curated record. Lineage: Eukaryota; Metazoa; Arthropoda; Insecta; Hemiptera; Cicadellidae. Gene Ontology annotation, molecular function: phosphoribosylformylglycinamidine synthase activity.
AAUGUUGUUUGGUUGUGGUAGUAAAUAGUAAAAUUAUAACCUAGGCUUCAGUAGGAUGUAAACUGCUGGGUUGUUAAAUUUCACCGGGUUUUCUCACGAAUGCAAGUAGUUUAUAUUGUAGUUAUUUUAGUUGAGAUAUUUAUUGACUCAAUUUUAAUAACUGUUUGAUAUAACUUCGUAUUUAUUUUUAUAUUAACUUUUAAUCUAUUUUUUGGAGGUUAUAUUAGGUCUAGACCAAUUAUCAAAGCUGCUACAAUGGUUGUGAACCACUACUACCGCCAGCCGGGAGUGACUAGUGGAGCUCUCUCACGGAAGCUGCGAGAACUGAAAUCUUUGUCACCACUGGUGGAGAGUCUCUCAUCGGAGCUAUGUUACAAUGUUGAAUUGCGAGAGCCACUUAGUACAGCUGACGAAGCCAAGCUGCGCUGGAUCUUGUCAAACCCUCUUGACCCUGACGGGCUGAAGACAGAGCCUCAAUUGCAUGGUCAGCGAUUCGGCAGUUUGCUGAUUGAAAUUGGCCCAAGGUUGAACUUCUGUACAGCACUGUCAAGUAAUGCCGUGUCCAUCUGUCGCUCAGUGGGACUCGCCCAAGUGUCACGGCUAGAGGUGUCCAUCCGUUACCUUGUCCACUGGCAGAUGGAUGGGCUUGAGAUAAGCCAUGCUUUGGAAAGUCAGUUGACUGGAGCCCUCCAUGAUCGAAUGACAGAGUGUCGAUACUUGGAGCCCAUCCAAAGUUUUGACCAUGGUAUAGUGCCAGAGCCAUGGUUCACUGUCGACAUUCUGGGCCAAGGCAGAAAGGCUUUGGAAGAUGUCAACUCUAAACUAGGCCUUGCGUUUGAUGAUUGGGAUCUAGAGUUUUACACUGAGCUGUUCUCUCAGAAACUGAAGCGUAAUCCUACAAGUGUGGAGUGUUUUGAUCUUGCUCAGUCAAAUUCAGAGCACAGCCGCCACUGGUUUUUUAAGGGGAAAAUGAUUAUCAACAAAACAGAAAUGCCAGAAUCUUUAUUGGAUAUGAUUAUAAAGACUCAAACUACUUCCAACAAGAACAAUGUGAUAAAGUUCAGCGAUAACAGUAGUGCCAUAGAAGGCUUCACAGUCGACAGAUUGAGGCCUAGUACUGUAGAUACUGCCAGCAAGUAUGCCAUUAAUGAGGCAAAAUCUCACAUUGUCUUCACUGCAGAGACCCACAACUUCCCUACAGGAGUGGCACCUUUCAGUGGGGCCACGACAGGCACAGGUGGUCGGAUCAGAGAUGUGCAGGCAGUGGGCAGGGGAGGUCACUGUAUUGCAGGCACAGCUGGCUACUGCGUUGGCAAUCUAUUCAUUCCAGAGUACAAGCAGCCGUGGGAGGACUCGCAUGAAGAGUACCCAGCCAACCUGGCAUCUCCUCUGGAGAUACUAGUAGAGGCUAGCAAUGGGGCAUCUGACUACGGAAACAAGUUUGGUGAGCCAGUGGUGUGCGGAUUCACUCGAGCGUUCGGCCUAGUGGACUCAGCCGGUGAGCGCAGGGAAUGGGUCAAACCCAUCAUGUUCAGUGGAGGUGUGGGUUCCCUGGAUGCUGAGUUCAUUACCAAAGAGUUGCCACAGAAAGGUAUGGAGGUAGUAAAGGUCGGGGGCCCUGUGUACAGGAUUGGUGUGGGCGGAGGAUCAGCCAGCUCUGUUCAGGUACAAGGUGACAACCAAUCAGAACUGGAUUUUGGUGCGGUGCAGCGAGGAGAUGCAGAAAUGGAGCAGAAGAUGAACAGGGUUAUCCGAGCCUGCAUUGAAUGCCCAUCCAGGAACCCAAUCUGCAGCCUACAUGACCAAGGGGCUGGUGGCAAUGGUAACGUGCUGAAGGAGUUGGUGGAGCCUGCAGGGGCUGUAAUAUUCAGCAAAAAUUUCACCCUAGGAGACCCCAGUAUCAGCACAUUGGAACUAUGGGGUGCAGAAUACCAGGAAAACAAUGCACUGCUGUGCCGAUCCAACCACAUUCAGCUUCUGCAGCGGAUAGCUCAGAGAGAGCGCUGCCCUAUUUGCUUUGUUGGAACUGUUACAGCUAAUGGCAGGGUUAUUCUGUCAGAAGAAGAGAAGCCUGAUCCAGCCAAAUACCUCGACAGCAACUACAACUGUGAGGGUGAACGUCAUCCCUUCAACCUGGAUCUUGAGCUAGUGUUGGGGAAGAUGCCUCAGAAGGUGUUUGUAAUGGAGAGACAGCCAUUAGUGGUACAGUCUUUGAGUCUACCAGUGGACAUGCCGGUGAUGUUGGCUCUCCAGAGAGUGUUACGGCUGGUUAGUGUGGGGAGCAAGAGAUUCCUAACCAACAAGGUUGAUCGCUGUGUUACGGGACUGGUGGCCCAACAGCAGUGUGUAGGUCCACUGCACACUCCCCUCAGUGAUGUUGCAGUCACUGCUCUGUCAUACUUCGGCGUGGAAGGAGUAGCCACAGCCAUAGGAGAACAGCCCAUCAAAGGUCUCGUGAACAGUGCGGCUGGUGCACGGAUGGCAGUGGCUGAAUCCCUCUCAAACCUGGUGUUCGCUCACAUCACUGAACUGCAGGAUGUGAAGUGUAGUGGUAACUGGAUGUGGGCGGCCAAACUGCCGGGGGAAGGGGCAGCUCUGUAUGCUGCAUGUCAGGCCAUGUGUCAAGUUAUGGCUCAGCUCGGUAUCGCUGUUGAUGGUGGGAAGGACUCACUGAGCAUGGCUGCUAGGAUUGGCUCCGACACCAUCAAAUCCCCAGGAGCCUUGGUGGUGUCCAGCUAUGCCCCUUGUCCAGAUGUGAGGCAGGUCAUCACUCCAGACCUGAAGGCCCCAGGCUCAGGUUGUCUCCUGCUGGUGGACUUGUCCGGACGUGCCAGGCUGGGAGGCUCUGCCCUCGCCCAGUGCUACUCACAGCUAGGAGAUACAAGCCCUGACCUCGAUGAUCCGCAACUCUUUAAAAGAGCUUUUGACUGUACACAGAAACUGAUAUCAGAGAACAAACUCUUAUCUGGUCAUGACAUCAGUGAUGGAGGCCUGAUUACAUGUCUACUGGAGAUGUGUUUCGGUGGCAUAACAGGCAUAACAGUGGAUGUCCAGCACCGAACACGUGGCGCAGAUAGCCCUCUGGACACACUGUUCGCUGAGGAGCUAGGCUGGGUACUAGAGGUAGACAGGGAACACGCCAAGUAUGUCCAGCAAGCCUUCCGAGAGAGUAAUGUUCCAUGCCUCUUCCUAGGUGAAACCGGCAAGCUCGGCAUGAAUGCUAAGGUAACAAUCCUGAAUGGCAAGGAGAUAUUGUUGGCAGAGACCGUCCUCACGCUGAUGCGUCUGUGGGAGGAAACUAGUUAUCAGCUGGAAAAGCGUCAAACCAACCCUGACUGUGCUCGGAGAGAGUUUGAGUCUCUCGCUUCAAGAACAGGCCCCAAGUACAAACUGACUUUUGAGCCCACACCUAGCAAACCACUUAAUCAGGGUCCCAGAGUAGCCGUGUUGCGAGAGGAAGGCUCUAAUGGUGAUAGAGAAAUGGCAGCAUCUCUGUUCAUGGUGGGCUUUCAAACAUGGGAUGUCACUAUGCAAGACCUCAUAGAUAAGCGAGUCACAGUCGAUCAGUUCCGUGGAAUAAUUUUCCCCGGAGGCUUCAGCUAUGCAGAUGUCUUGGGCUCAGCUAAGGGAUGGGCAGCCAGUCUAUUGUUCAACCCAGAGUUGAAGGCUCAAUUCGAGUCGUUCACAGCUCGUUCUGACACAUUUAGUCUUGGAGUCUGCAACGGUUGCCAGCUCAUGAGUUUACUUGGCUGGAUUGGCUUACCUGAGAGCAAGAAGAAGCCUGAUGUUGUGUUGGAGCACAAUGUGUCAGGGAGGUUCGAGUGUCGCUGGUCCACAGUCCGUGUAGAGACGUCCCCAGCAAUUCAUCUGCAGGGCAUGGCUGGCAGUGUACUGGGGGUGUGGGUAGCCCACGGGGAAGGACGGUUCACAUUCCGAGAACCUAAAGUGCUGGAGGAGUUGGAGGAACGCAGCUGUUUGGCAGUCAAGUACGUGGAUGACAACAAUAAGCCGACAGAACUUUAUCCUCUUAAUCCUAAUGGGAGUGUUGGAGGGGUAGCGGGGAUAUGUUCUGUUGACGGUCGGCACCUAGCCCUGAUGCCUCACCCAGAGAGAAGCACACUACUGUGGCAGCAGCCCUACUCUCCUCCCCAGUUUGCUCAACUACAGGCCGCUCCCUGGCUGCGGCUCUUCCAGAACAUGUUACAGUGGUGUGUUGACAACCCGUCCAACUGAUAGUGCAGUAAAAUUAGCCUCGUACCUUGAACUUCAAAAGAAGAAAGAUCUGACUGCUUGUUCACAAUUCUUAGCUCUAAAUGGUAAAUGGCAGUAAAAAAUCUUUGUCAAUAGAAUAUUAUAUUUGGGAAGAAGGAGAGAAAGCUGAAUAAUUAAGACUAUUUUUUGCACUACAAAUAGCUCAAGAUGUUGUAUAGAGCAUUUUGUAUACAUAGUUUUAAAAUUACUUACAUUUUAAACAAAAUUGAUCCUAUAUAUUUUUAAUGUGAUUAAUAAUUUUGAGCUUUGAAGUAGGAAAACAUAUGCUAUUGUAAAAAUUUUGCUAUUUUUGGAGUCACUUGCUGCAGAUAUUAUUCUUUUAUAAAUAUAAAAGAUAUAUUUCAUCUUCCUGUGUACUUAUAAUUAUGAAAAUUGAAGUUUAUUUCUCAGUUUUAUAUCUUUUUUGACUUUAUUAAAAGAGCAUAUUUGUUUUUCUUGUGUUGAGAAAACUGAACGACAGUCUGUAAAGGCAGAAUGUCAAACAUCUUCCAUGUCUAAAAUCUUGCUGCGAUGAUUGAAUGUUAUGAAUUCAUCCAACUAUUUACCUUUACAAGGGACAUGAGCUUUGAGGUUCACUUGAGAGGAGCAAGAUAAUUUAGGGCCCUGGUGUACCUUGCAUUCAAUUGCGUUUAAGCUUCAUGUAAAUAGGAAUAGUAACUGUUCCAUAUUUUUUGUAUUUUCUAGAAAGUGUCUAUCAAAAGGUUGGAGACUUCCACUUUUACAUACACACUGAUGAUGAGUGAAUCCUUCCCAAAGAGGCCUAAUUUUUUUGUCUUCAGGUCUUCUUACGUAACUAUCUUUUCUAGGUACACCCCUGUCCUUUAUUUUUACAUUUAUAACCCAGGUUCAAAUUCUGUUCGAGACCAUACUACUUUUUAUCAGUACCAUCAAUCAUUUACUCUAUUGACUUUCCUUUUUAUUCUGUUUCAUAAGAUUCUCGCACAGGCCAGUGGGCCAUGAGGAUUGGCAGAAUAAGACGUAAAAGUGGAUUGGCCUCUCCUUAAAAAAAAUAUUUGCUAAUCUUGUAAAAAUUUAAUGUACUUUAAAAGUUAUAUAACCUAAAACAGUCUGGAUGAUAGUUUUAAAGAUAUUUGCAAAAAUAGUAGAAAGCAUACUAAUUUUACACAUUUUGUAAUUUACCUACCUGCCCCAAAAUUGUUUAUCCCACUUAGAGUGAAGGAUAAUUAAUAACUUUGAUCAGUCAGAUCUUUCUUCUUUAGGAGUUAAGGAUUUGGGUAUUUUUUGUAAUGGGUGGUCCAAAAUAACCUGACAGUUGUCGAAAUGAAAUAAUGUUACACGAAUUAAUACUUAAAAUGUAUUAAAGUGGUCAAAGUAAGUACAUAGUUACGCCAUUAUCAUUUAUGGAAUAUAACAUCACAUAAAUGUUCCCCACCAACAUCCACACAGUCUGUAAUCUUUUCUGAAAAUUUGCUUUACUCAUCUUACCAUGUAUUGCAACAACUUUAUUUCUAAUGCAGUUCUUGAAAUCAGCAAUGGUGUGAGGUUUCGUAACAAAAACUUUGCUCUUAAGAUAGCCCCACAAGCAGUGAGAUCCGGAGACCGGGCAGGCCAUACUACAUCCCCAAAACAUUAAUUGAGAUGUCCCAGGAACAGUUUUUGUAAGAGAGUCAUUGAGACAUCUGCUAUGCGUGCAGUCGCUCCAUCUUGCUGGUACCAUAAUGUGUUCAUUUCUAUUCCCAACUGUUGCAAUUGUGGAACUAAGAAGUUCUGAAUCAUUUCAAUGUAACGUUCCUUUUAUUCAGAGUAACUCUUUCACCUUUUGAUUUUCAAACAAAUAAGGGGCAAUAAUAGUAACACGUGGAACAGUGACUUUUUCAAUAUGCAGAGGUCGUUGAUGGAUUUCCCUAAGAUUUCUUUUGACCAGUAACAACAAUUUUGCAUGUUUACAUCACCAUAAAGCUCAAAAUGAGCUUCAUCAAACAUUGUUGCAAUUCACAAAUACUGCAAAAUGUUUCUAUGAUUAAUAGGCUUUCACACAAAAAUAGUUCUUCAAGAUCAGCAGUAUUGAGUUUUUGUGUAACUACUAAUUUGUAGGGAUGAGGAUUCAUAUCACAAUGUAAAAUUUGUUGUGAACUUGUCUUUAAAUCUCCUAAUGCAGCAGAUUGCUUCUGGGUUGAUUGAUUUGAGCUUUGCAGAACAGAUACACGCACAUUCUCAACAUUGUAUUCCUUUUAAUAUUAUUCCUACGAGUAACAGAUCCAUGACAAGGAUCUUGAAAUUUGUUACAAAAUAACCGUUACGUAGCAGUCACACACUCGUUAUUUUUAAAGAAAGCUUCAUUAACAAAAGCACGAUGUUAAACUAUAAUUAGACUAUACAAUGAUAGUUUAUUGAAAUGUUUAUUAUUUAGUCUUUAUUAGCAUAGUUUUUUUUUUUUUAAUAUUUAGUUUUUGUUAGAAUAGUUUUUUAUAUAAUCUAUGUUUUAGGUUUAAAUUUUGUAAGAUUUGAAGAUAACUUGAAUGAAAUUUUCUACUGAUAUUUCAUUGCUAGUCAUUUAAAAGAUCUGGAACAAUCUAAAUGCUAGUUUCAUAUAGGAUUUUAAAUUUAGAAUUAAUUAUUGCACCUAGAUUAGAGAUCUAGAAUUCUCUAAUUUCCGUCCCCUGCCAAUCAUGCAGUGUUGCAUUAACUAGAUAUCUAUGGUAAAGAAAACAUGAGGUUCGUUUUUUUAGUUCAGCACAAAGUUGAAAGUAAUUUAGAAAAAGAAAUUUGUAGCAGUGGACUUUAAACAAAACUAAUCACUGCACAAUUGAUUAGUCGAAUCCACUUAGCUACUAUUGUGUAAAUCAUUCUCAAACAUUUUCAGUUAAUUUAUGGUGUUAUAUAUCAAGUCCAAUUAAAAGUUUUGUGUGUUUUUAUUUGCUCUCUAUAAAGUAAUCAAUUUGUUCAUUUUAAUAAACAGAUUAAGCAUUUAUUAAUAUCUAACUACAAAUUUAUAUCUUUUUGUACUGCAGUAAAAUUAUAAGCUGCUCCAACUUCACGAAUAACAAAUGUAGGUCCAUAAAUAUUAUAGAAAUAUAUUUCCAUUGUGAUUUGAUUUUAAAUUGAUGAUAAUUUCAAUUUGACACUACCAAAUCAUUAUAAAUUAGCCCUAUAUCGACUUGUUAAUUUUUAAGGAGAAGGGAUUUAAGUCAAAUAUAAGAGAUUUUGCGUUUAUCCUUGCAAAAGACAAUAAUAUACAUUUUCAGCCCACUCUUCUAUUUAAAUUUAUAAAUAUAAUCUUUGGAUGGAGCUUUGUAAUAGCACAGUAAUGCAAGAUAUUUACCAAAGUGAAUUUAAUUUCUUUAAAAAAAUUGAAAGUGGAUUCAUAUAAAAGUGCAUUUGUAUGAGAUUUUAUAUUUGUUGUACUGAGAUGACACUUGUAUCAACAAAAGCAUUAUCCUGAACUAAUGUAGAAUUAAAAUACUUUAAAACACCGCAAUGUCUAACCUAGUUUAACAAUUUCAAUGCUAGAAAAUUUUUAAUAAUAAGACACUUUUUCCAAAGCAGUGAGUACAAAGUAAUGUAAAGAGACAUUGUUUAUGAAGAUAUUAUGAUAAUGUUUUAUUUUAUUUAGAAUAAACCAGAGUUGCAAUAAAAAUAUUCUUUCUCAUAUACACAAAGUAUAGGAUAGAAUAUUGUAUAUUAUUAUCAUAAAAUAAAUUUAAAGGUUUAUUGAAAUGUCUAUUUUACUGUGAGUUAAAAAAAAAUCUUCGUGAAAAUUUGUUUUUGUCUGUGCGUAUUCACUGUAGGGCUACAUGGUUCAAUUAUGAUGAAAUAUGACAUGUAGAUCAGGAUCACAAUAGGUGUACAAGAUUUAGCAGUAAAUUAUUUAUGCAUAAAGAGGUAGUGGAUGAGUUAGGAAUUAACAAAAAACCGCUUGGCAGGAAAGACAAGUCAUCUCUUAACAUUCGUUUCCUAUAGUAAAAUGUUCACUUGUAGUUAAUUUCACUGAAGAUCUAAAAUUAGUUUAGCUGUUAUUAGAUUACAAAAUAACAAGGAAAUAGGGUUAAGUUAAAGUGAAAUGUGCCAUACUCUUAAUCUGUCAAAGAUGUUUGGAUUUGUUAUUUUUUAUUUAGUGUUUUAGUUAAGUUUACUUUGUUAUACUUUAUUAUUACUUUAAACAUUUUGUGUUUGUUUUUAUAUAUUAAUAAACAAAUUAAAUAAAACCAA